Messenger RNA from Annulohypoxylon maeteangense, 451 nucleotides. RefSeq lists its product as uncharacterized. Bases 84 to 377 code for a protein of 97 amino acids. The record is from RefSeq and is a predicted model, not a curated record. Lineage: Eukaryota; Fungi; Ascomycota; Sordariomycetes; Xylariales; Hypoxylaceae. The transcript has a single exon.
UCCUUCUUUGCCUUAUUCACAUCUGUUGCGCCAUCUUGCGCUGACGUUGGUGCUGGUUGACCUUCGUCUACCUUAUCUGUCGCAUGGCUCUUAUGUUUCCGUCGCUUUCUCUUCUCCGUCUUUUCGUCAGCGCCAUUUGUCUCGGCUGCUUCGAGUGUUUUAGUCUCUAUCCGAAUUGGAGCUUCCGGUUCUACGAUAGGCACACUGUUGCUGCUCUUCGACUUCUUGUGUUUUCGCUCGUUCUCAGUACCAUCAGCUUCCAGAUGUCGCUUGUGCUUCUUAUGAGAUUUAUGCUUCUUUUCGGAAGCCAGAGCCGAUGUCGAUGCUUGUUCAUCAGCCAUUCCGUAUCAGACGAACCAGGUCAAAUGGACCGCUAAAUUGGUGACUGUUUUAUGACUAUUACAGGUUCGUAGAUCAAGAAGAAGAAGAAAAGAAUAAUUCAAUUAACAAG